CCUCCUCCUCCUUCUCCAUCCUUUCUCUCUCUAGAACUCCACUUUGGUUACUUUCUGCAUAUCUCUCUCUCUCUGUCAUCUUCAGAAAAACCUGCGCACCGCGUUUCCAUGUCAUUUCUCGGGGAUUCUCUACGCGUCGUCCCACAAAUUCCACUCCAUUAAUGCUCCUCCAUAUCUCAGUCCACGAGGUAUAUCUAACGCCACGGACACCAUAAAUAAUCGCACCCCGCCUACCGAAUCUAUACCUUCGCUUGGGCUCUCCAGACGAAAUGAAGGGUCUCGCCAGGCACGAGCGCCGGUGGGCGUCGGACACCGUCCCCGGCAAGUCUCCGGCCAGCGGCAGCACUUCGCCGGCGGGUACGGAGUCCAGCUCGGCCGAGGAGUUCGUCGAGGUGACGCUCGACCUGCAGGACGACGACACGAUCAUUCUCCGCAGCGUCGAGCCCGCGACGUCCGCGUCCGCGUUGAUGAUCAACAUCGACGACGACGACGGCGGAGGCGCCGGCGCCGGCGGCGGGGGCAGCGGUAGCGGGGCCGGGACCCCCUGCUCCGCGUCGGCCUCGGCCCCGUCCCCGUCGCCGACGAUGCGCCGCAGCUCGUCGAGCCGGCUCCGGCAGUUCUCGCACGAGCUCAAGGUGGAGGCGGUGGCAAAGGCGCGGCAGUUCUCGCAGGAGCUCAAGGCCGAGCUGCGGCGGUUCUCGUGGAGCCACGGCCACGCGUCCCGCGUGCUCUCGGCGUCCACGUCGUCCGCCGGCCAGAAUGCCUGCGCGUUAGACUUGGCCCUGGCGGCCCGGGCCCUGCGGAAGCAGCGUGCGCAGCUCGACCGGACCCGCUCGGGCGCACAGAAGGCGUUGCGCGGACUGCGGUUCAUCAGCAACGGCAAGACCAACGGUAACAUCGAUGCAUGGAACGAAGUUCAGGCCAGAUUCGAUAAGCUCGCCAAGGAUGGCUAUCUCCAUCGUCAAGAUUUCGCACAAUGCAUAGGAAUGAGAGAUUCGGAGGCGUUUGCUCUGGAGCUGUUCGAUGCAUUGGGAAGAAGAAGGAGAUUGAAGGUCGACAAGAUCAGCAAAGACGAGCUCUACGAGUUUUGGUGUCAGAUCACUGAUCAGAGCUUCGAUUCUCGUCUCCAGAUCUUCUUCGACAUGGUGGACAAGAAUGAAGACGGUAGAAUCACCGAGGAAGAAGUAAAAGAGAUCAUAAUGCUGAGCGCGUCGGCGAACAGGUUGUCAAGGUUGAAGGAGCAGGCGGAGGAGUACGCAGCUCUGAUCAUGGAAGAGCUGGAUCCGGAGCGGCUCGGCUACAUCGAGCUAUGGCAGCUAGAGACGCUGCUGCUGCAGAAGGACACAUACCUCAACUACAGCCAGGCGCUGAGCUACACAAGCCAGGCGCUGAGCCAGAACCUGCAGGGCCUGAGGAGGAGGAGCCCCAUCAGGAGGCUGAGCACCAAGUGCCUGUACUACCUGGAAGAGAACUGGAGGAGGGUUUGGGUCGUGAUCCUGUGGGUCGCCGUCAUGAUAGGCCUCUUCGCGUGGAAGUUCCAGCAGUACAAGCAGAAGGACGCCUUCCAGGUCAUGGGCUACUGCCUCCUCACGGCGAAGGGCGCCGCCGAGACGCUCAAGCUCAACAUGGCCCUCAUCCUGCUGCCCGUGUGCCGGAACACCAUCACCUGGCUCCGCUCCACCAGGGUCGGCCUCUUCAUACCCUUCGACGACAACAUCAACUUCCACAAGACGAUAGCUGCCGCUAUUGUAGUCGGUGUCAUCCUCCAUGUUGGCGACCAUCUUGCGUGCGAUUUCGUGAGGCUCGUACAUGCGCCUCAAGACAUCUACGAUCGGUACUUGAAGAAUGAUUUCGGUGCUACGAAGCCGACGUACCUUGAUCUUGUCAAGGGGGCUGAAGGCGUGACUGGGAUCCUCAUGGUGAUCUUGAUGACAAUAGCCUUCACAUUAGCCACCCGAUGGUUCCGGCGGAGCCUCGUCAAGUUCCCGAAGCCCUUCGACCGGCUUACUGGCUUCAACGCAUUUUGGUACUCGCACCACCUGUUUGUACUCGUCUAUAUCCUGCUCGUCGUUCAUGGAGUCUUCCUUUACCUCGUUCACCACUGGUACCGCAAGACGACUUGGAUGUAUCUUUCCGUUCCUGUAUUGCUCUAUGCCGGAGAAAGGACCCUGAGAUUCUUCAGGUCUGGAAUGUACACAGUCCGACUGCUCAAGGUUGCUAUCUACCCUGGAAAUGUCUUGACGUUAAAGAUGUCGAAGCCUCCCCAAUUUAAGUACAAAAGCGGGCAGUACAUGUUCGUCCAGUGUCCCGCGGUUUCUCCAUUCGAAUGGCACCCAUUUUCGAUAACCUCGGCUCCUGGUGAUGACUACCUCAGUGUUCACAUCCGUCAACUAGGCGACUGGACGCAAGAGCUCAAAAGGGUGUUCGCCGAGGCUUGCGAGCCUCCUGUUGCAGGAAAGAGUGGCCUCCUCAGGGCUGAUGAAACAACCAAGACAAGCUUGCCGAAGCUCCGCAUAGACGGUCCAUACGGCGCUCCGGCUCAAGAUUACCAAAAAUACGAUGUCUUGCUGCUGGUUGGUCUCGGAAUCGGGGCAACGCCUUUCAUUAGUAUCCUCAAAGAUUUGCUCAACAACAUUGUCAAAAGCGAGGAGCAAGCAGAUUCAGUCACGGAUAUCAGUAGGAACUCAGAUCAAAGCGUAGGGAGCGUCGAAUCGCCCAACCCGAACCGGGUUUCCCCGAGGCGCAGGAAGGCUCUGAAGACCACCAACGCUUACUUCUACUGGGUGACCAGAGAACAAGGGUCGUUCGACUGGUUCAAAGGGGUCAUGAAUGAGGUCGCGGAGCUUGAUCAAAGGGGGGUGAUUGAGAUGCACAAUUACUUGACCAGUGUGUACGAGGAAGGCGAUGCGAGAUCUGCCCUCAUCACCAUGGUCCAAGCUCUUAAUCAUGCCAAGAAUGGGGUAGACAUUGUCUCUGGAACGAGGGUAAGGACUCAUUUCGCAAGACCCAAUUGGAAGAAGGCUCUCACGAGACUCUGCUCCAAGCACAGCGGUGCAAGGAUAGGCGUUUUCUACUGUGGAGCCCCUGUUCUGGCCAAAGAGCUGAGCAAGCUCUGCUACGAGUUCAACCAGAAAGGCCCCACCAAAUUCGACUUCCACAAGGAGCAUUUCUAGACUACAUUUGCUUCUCCAAAAUCCCAUUAGCUUCCAACACCUUCAUCCACCCAAAGAAGAGUCUUAACCGUAAGGAGGGAGGCCCUGAAUAUUUUUUGUACAGAACAGGGUAGAGCCAGUACAGUCACUGUAAGUAAUUACAAUAUAGUUCCGUAGGACCCCCAAGGGAAGAAGACAAGAGGGGAAGCUGGUCACUCCACCUCACGCACGUGGCCACAGCGCGGGUGGAGAAAAGUGGGCGGCGUGGCCCAGAACGACACUGCGGGACAGCUGCCAGAACGCCAGGUUUGACCUCAGGAAAGAGGCCUUUGACAGCGAAACGACAGUGCGUUUCAUGAUUGGGCCGCACUGCACUGCACAGCACAUUUCGUUCGUGGGUGGGGUUAGGAAAGUGACCCUAAUUUGUUGUCUAUCUAUGCAAGUGGAUGGGCUGGAAUAAAUGUCAAGACACGUGUUAUGCUAGUUCCUCCCUCUUUUUUUUUUUUUUUCAGAUUAUUUUUUGAAUUUUAUCCAUAGAAUAAGGGAGCCUGUUAUAGCGUGUAAAGAGUGAUAAUCACACUUUUUUUUUAUAUAUUUUUUUUUGGGGUCGAAACUUGACUUGUGUUUGAUGUCCUUAUGCUUUUGGCAAAAUAGGGCUGAUAAUUGUAUGAUCCAAUCAUCUGAGUAAAAUGGGUACGGUUUUGCU
Molecule: messenger RNA, 3858 nt
Organism: Rhodamnia argentea
Lineage: Eukaryota; Viridiplantae; Streptophyta; Magnoliopsida; Myrtales; Myrtaceae
Product: respiratory burst oxidase homolog protein A
Exons: 14
Coding region: 270-3173 (967 amino acids)
Cellular component (GO): plasma membrane
Molecular function (GO): calcium ion binding; NAD(P)H oxidase H2O2-forming activity; peroxidase activity
Source: RefSeq, a predicted model, not a curated record